Durio zibethinus is the source of this 2056-nucleotide messenger RNA. Its product is annotated as small ribosomal subunit protein bS1c-like. The record is from RefSeq and is a predicted model, not a curated record. NCBI's taxonomy places the organism in Eukaryota, Viridiplantae, Streptophyta, Magnoliopsida, Malvales, Malvaceae. Gene Ontology annotation, molecular function: mRNA binding; structural constituent of ribosome. Gene Ontology annotation, cellular component: chloroplast stroma. Gene Ontology annotation, biological process: translation.
UUUUUACCAUUCCAUAUUUGUGAUGUCAGAUGUGCAAUCAGCCAAUCACUACCAAUCCAAUUGCUUUUCAUUUUUAGAUUGAAACAAGUAGGGAAGGAGUAAGGGUCGAUUAAUUAGUUUUGCACCGUUGAUUUUACGUUCGCAAACUCAACCACUCUUGCUUUUUAUUUAUCUAUUUAUUUUUGGUCAAGAUAAGUUUAAGAGGAGGAGUGGGUACUCAAACCGCCAAUUUAAUUAGAUUUAUAGAUUUAUUAAAAUUUUCUACAAAUAUUUUGAACUUACAUAUUGUCUACACACAAAAUCUGGAGGGGGCUCGAACUCGGGUGCUUGUGCACCAAGGCCUCACUCUUCCUUCUCUCUUUACCUUAUCUCACUUUUAUUAUUUCAUCCACCAGAAAGAACACAGAAACGGAAACGAUAAAAGAAAAACAAUGGCCUCUUUGGCUCAACAAUUCACAGGCCUAAGAUGUCAACCACCCUCUUCUCGCUUUCCGGAAAAACGAAAGCGAACACAAAAGGUGGGUGCUUUUGCUUCUCCCAUAGUUUCAGCUGUUGCUGUCUCAAAUAAACAGACCAAAGACAGGCGUGAACUCAAGAAGAUGUUCGAGGAAGCCUACGAACGCUGUCGUACUGCUCCUAUGGAAGGCGUUUCAUUCACUCUUGAGGAUUUUCAGACUGCUCUUGAAAAAAAUGACUUUGAUUCUGAGCUUGGAACCACGGCAAAAGGAACAGUUUUCUUUACGGAUGCCUAUGGGGCAAUGGUUGACAUUACUGCAAAAUCUUCAGCAUAUCUACCAGUCCAAGAGGCCAGCAUUUACAAAAUUAAACAUGUGGAAGAAGCAGGUAUAGUUCCUGGUAUAAGGGAGGAAUUUGUUAUUAUUGGUGAAAAUGAGGCUGAUAAUAGCUUAAUCUUGAGCUUAAGGGCCAUCCAAUAUGAGCUUGCCUGGGAACGAUGCAGGCAGCUUCAAGCUGAGGAUAUUGUUGUCAAGGGAAAGGUUGUUGGUGCAAACAAGGGUGGAGUAGUGGCAUUAGUGGAGGGCCUUCGGGGAUUUGUUCCUUUCUCACAGAUAUCAUCAAAAUCCACUGCAGAAGAGCUUUUAGGUAAGGAUCUUCCUUUGAAAUUUGUUGAGGUUGAUGAGGAACAGUCCAGGCUUCUCCUCAGUAACCGCAAGGCCAUGGCUGACAGCCAGGCACAGCUAGGAAUUGGAUCAGUUGUUCUUGGAACUGUUCAGAGCCUGAAACCAUUUGGUGCAUUCAUUGAUAUUGGUGGAAUUAAUGGCCUUCUUCAUGUCAGUCAGAUCAGUCAUGAUCGUGUUUCAGAUAUUGGUACAGUUCUCCAGCCUGGUGACACUCUGAAGGUCAUGAUACUGAGCCAUGACCGAGAAAGAGGCAGAGUAAGUCUUUCUACAAAGAAAUUAGAACCUACCCCUGGUGACAUGAUUCGUAAUCCAACUCUUGUUUUCGAGAAGGCUGAAGAGAUGGCUCAGACAUUCAGGCAGAGAAUUGCUCAAGCAGAAGCUAUGGCUCGUGCGGACAUGCUUAGAUUCCAGCCUGAGAGUGGCUUUACUCUGAGCUCUGAUGGGAUAUUGGGUCCCCUUACAUCAGACUUACCAGCAGAAGGUUUCGACUUGAGUGAUGUUCCCGAAGCUGAAGAUUCUUAAUUCUUUUUUGUAAAAUUGGUCCAAUUGCUUUAGUACAGCCAAAUGAGAAAACAAUGCCUCACCUCACUUUCGCUGCGCAAUUUAGCUUCGAGUCUUUCACCAAUUCGGAUUUAAAAAAAAAAAAAAAAUUUCCUUUGACCACCAGAUCACUGGUCCAUGUAAUUCUAGUAACGAGGGUAAAGCCCGAGCUGCUUGAUAAAAAACAAUAUUCUGUAAUACGAGAGUAGAAAGUGGGGGUAAAAACUAGAGAGCAAGUGGAAGGAAGUAGGCCGUAGAUUGCUGGUUUCGCCGGAGGAUAUCAAUUUCUAAGUGUAAAAAGCAAGGAUCUGGGCCUCCAAUUUCGUCUUUUAAUACCCAAAAUAAAUAAAUAAAAGGUGAUUUAGCAUCCUGACCAA